GUUCUGUUGUUUGAACGUGUGCGCAUAAUUGUAUUUGCCCGAAAUCGGCACGACACUCGAAUGAAGGUGUUGUGCUGGAGAGUUAUGACAAUUCUGGCGACAAUUCCCGAUAGUUAUUGUAUAGAUAAUGAUAUAUUUGUAUUAAGUCAUUUAAAUCAUCUAUAUCUGCCGUUUCAAUGGAAUUUUUGUUCAUGUCUGCAAUUAUUUUUGCAGAUUAGUCUCAUAAUGUUACAAAAUGCUGUUUCCUUUUUUAACUAUAAUAUUAAAUUCCUGAGUAUGUUGCGAAAAUCUUUAAACUCGUUCAAUUUCAAACCAAUUCUUUAUCUAACUGAUAGAGAUAUUUUAGAGUUAUCUCUUUUUUAUCAAUGUCGUUGAUGGCAUUUGACUUUCCCUACAAAAUGAUGUCCAAUAGUUAACUUGCUUUUUUGUUGCAAGUCUCAUUGUUUCUGAGAAUGUUCUCUCGUUUUGUGAUUUAUACUUAGCCUUUGAAUUCUUAAUUUUGCGAUCUUUGUUAGCAUAUUUCAGGUUUGUAAUUAGAUUGUCCACAGAACACUUGGUUUACGUUAUCUGCUCCAAUUUUUUAAGUUUAAUAAUUCUUUGUCCAGCUGUAAAAUCUUAUUUUCUAGUUUUUUUUUGUAUGAAAACCUUUAUGUUUCGAGUUGUUCAAUUCGUCACAUACAUGUAAUACUUUUAUAGUUUUUAAUGCAGAUUCUUAUUUUCUGUUUGCAUCAUCAGAAUUAUAUCCCGACUAAUCAGAUAAUAGUCUGUUUAUUUGCGUGCCUACUAUUAUUUUUAUCAAUUUUUUUUGUUAUCUUCUUUAUUUUGGUCUUAAAUAGUCCUGUACUUUGUGUUAUUGAAUCUAUCAUUUCUUUUUGUUAAGUUAAUUUAGCUACAUUUUCUCGAAAUACAACCCUUUUUUAAUUUCACUCAUUUAUUAAUGCUAUUCAUGUACUGUUUUAACAAUUUCUUUACAUUUCUAGUUCAUUCUCUCUCUCUCUCGCUUUCUCAUUCUCUCUCUCUCUCUCUCUCUCUCUCUCUCUCUCUCUCUCUCUCUCUCUCUUUCUUAAAGUGAUAUGUUCAAUUAUAUGACAAGUGACCUAUUUCGAUAUUAGGUCUAGAUUUAAAGCACAUAUCUGUUGAAUGAUUGGUUAGUUUGAAAAUUCCGAUAUCUUGGAACCUCAUCAGUUUAUCUGUAAAAGAGAAUUUUAUACAAAUUCUUGGAGUUAUUGAAUUUCUCGAUUAUUAUGAAUAAUUUGUUUUUUUCUAAUAUUCUAAUUAUAAUAUUUGUGUGUACUGUUAAAUUUAUUGUUUAUUUAAUAACGUUUAAUGUUUUAUAUUUAAUCUAAUAAAUGAUGAUUUGAUUUGAUUUUCAUUAUUUCUUUUGAUUUUUGUAUUUGUAACAUUUGUAGAUUAAAAAUAAAAAGAAUUUUUAAUUUUCUAUUUUUACACUUAAGUGUACGGAGAAUAUAAUGAUCAUUAUUUUAAUGCAUUAAUAAUCUACUUAAUAAUGUUUAAUUUUGAUUGUAAUACAUCAGUGAAAGAUAAAAAUUAUUUUACUAGAUCGUAAAGUUGUAUGUAUGUUGUGUGUAUCAGUGAUUUGAGUGAUUGUUAUGCAAGAAUGGCGCAGAACGCAACUGCAUUAUUUAAAUUAAUUUCCUUGUUAGCGUCGAUAUCAACCAUUGUAUGAUUAUAGCUCACCAUGUAAAGAUAAACCUUCAUUUUAGGCAACACAUCCUUGCUCACAAGAAUAUCGAUGAUUCGUUCAUGUCCAAUUAUGCGUCAUGACAAAUUGAUAGCAAAUGUUUUAAAAAAAGCGUUGCCAUAAGAGAAAAGAGUUACAGCAAGUUUAUAAAAAUAUUUUUAACAAUAUUUAAUAUUUUGUUUUUAUUUUCUCUAUUAUUUUAUAUUUAGAGUAAUUUUUUAAAUUAUUAUAUUACUUUCUAAUAACUAUACACGAGCUGCAUUUUAAUUAAUUUUUAAUAAAAAUAUUACAUAAAUUUUUUAUUUUGUUUAAUUUUGCCUUAUAGUUUGUUUCAUUUUUUGUAUCAUCCUCUUCUUGGACUGUAAUAAGGAAUUAUAAUAUAAACAAGAAAUAAAAAUAAAUUAUGAGUACUAAUUGCUGUAAAUAAAAGUAUACUAAGACACAUGAUUAAUUAUUUUGAUCAAAAAAUAGUUAUACUCGCUGAAGCACACGCUAAAAUUUUUACGAUAUAAUGUCGAUAAAUUAGUCAACACUUUACAACAUAAAAAUUGUUCACACUGGCUUCUGCUGCAUGAUAAGUUAUAUGAAAUUUCGUGCACACACACACACACACACACACACACAAACUUUUAUCAAAUUAUCAUAUUAAUAGAAGAAUUCUUGUCAAAAUUUGUUGAUUAAAUUAAUUCUAAGCUUAUAUUCGAAAACAAAUACAUUACUAUUCUUGCCACAAUCGUUGGAUCGCAUCCAGAUCUUGACAAAUCUAUGCAAAGUUUAUUGUCAUUCUUUGUGCUAGGAAUUCGUUUCAUUGUCCUGCAUCUUUGAAAGGGUAGAGUAUUCAUUAUCGUUCCCGUGCUUGAAAUUAUUUAUUGACGAGUGCGUUGUCUUGUAUACAAAAAGGUACAUGUAACAUGCAUUAUUCAUAAUUAUCUGCAUGCUAACGAGUUGGAGUUGCAUGGCAGAAAGGAAAACUGUUCGUGUUCACACAAAGCUCACAUGAAAAAUUUUGAUAUAUACUUUCUUAAUUGCUAAUAUUUCUAUUAGUAAUCUAGUAUUAAUGAGAAAUAUAAAAUAAAAAUUAAAAUGUAGGUUUAUAUUUAAUUUUUGAUAAAAUUGUGUAUUCUAAGACUUAAAACUAAAACAAUAUGUAUGCAAAUAAUUUUGUAAAAAUAAUUUAAUUGAAUAGAAUAUUUUUAUCUAAUGUUUCUGUCAGUGAUGCUUCUGAUAAAUUUGAGCAAUAAUGACGGAUGACUUCUCGGCAAUCACUCCUGAAAACUCCGCGCAAGCGCCGUUAUAAUCGAGCUGGUCUUUGGGAGUAAACAAAACUAGAUCCUAACGCGUGGUUCCGAUCAGUCAAGCGGUGACUCCACUCGUCGAAGGAAUCUUUUAGGAUAUCUUUCAAAAUCCUCGUAUUAAUUUUUGAUCGAAAGAUUCGCAGGUUUGCGCCGUCGAUUGUUGACUCUCCAGGAUUUCCUGUGACGAGAAGAGCGCGACGGGUGAUCGGCGUUGCUUAUCGAUAAGAAAAUUUGAUUAAAAACCUUCAUUGAUAAAUAAUAAUUCAGAAAUCGUGCAAUGUUGUUUUAAAGAACGUUAAACCACAAGACGAUAAAUAACUGGAAAAACUCUCAAGAACUCUUAAAUCUACGAAAAGAAGAUUGUAAUUUUCUCCGCAACAAAACCUGUGUUACAGAAAAUUCAAGAAAUUAUAGAAUCCAAAAAUAUAUUUCGAGAUGCAAGAAAUUGUUUGUACAAAUAGCAACAAAAGAAUUGCAUACUUUCUGGAAACUUGAAGACAAAAGUGCAACGAACUGAGGCUGCAUGCGUAAUAUAAAUGUUUGCGUAAUAUAUGCGCUUGUAUUCCCUAUAUAAAUGAAGAAAGUUUUGUCCGUUUUCUUUGGACCCAUUGUGCUAAUCUGAAUUAAACUUUAAAAAGAAGAAAUAUACGUCAAAUUAUCGAAGUAUGAUUGAUAUUAAUACUUCAAACUGAACAGAAACAAUCGCACAUGGGGAGGAAAGUAAGAAUUGAUAUCGACAUGUUCUGAAGAGAAGUGAAGUUUUCAUCGAAUUAUAGUUGACGUGAAUCAACCGGCAAGUUAUAAGGUCAAGCCAUUGCGAUUGUAUUCCAGAUACUUUACUUCAUUAGAUUAGCACUUUACGUCAUAUUAAGAUAAGUUAUUCGACAAAAUUGAGGAAACAAAUAAUAGGUGGAAUUGAAUAUUUGAAUCUAUAUAUCGCAAUCAUGUCAACGGAUAACUGGCAAAACGAUAUCUUGUCAACUUUUGCGUUUAAUAAUACGACAGUGACCAACAUAGUGACAAGUGUUGCACGAAAAAAACAUGUGAAUUUUGUGUCUCAAAUUGUAUUGACCGUCGUCUAUAUGACCGGUGUUAUUGGUAACGUGUCUGCCCUAGUCAUACUUUUUCAUCGGGACAAGAGGAGAAACCGCAAACAUUUGCUGAUGCUACGUUGUCUGGCAACCAACGAUCUCGUGGCGUUAUUGGGGAUGUUGGUACAGAUGUACGUUACAAUUUAUGCCGGUGAUGUGACAUCUACAAGAAUAUUUUGUUCUUUACGGGUUGUCUGGCGACUUUUUGGUCUCUUUAGCGGCUGCGUCGCCAUCGUUAUGGCAGUGGAGAGGUGGUUAGCCUUAACCAGACCCUUUGUUUAUCAAAAGCAGGUGACGUAUCCGGUAAUUGUGCGUUGUAUGUUGGCACUUUGGUUAGUCGCAUUGGUACUGACUAGUUUUCCGGUUAUGGGCUUCGGAUUGUAUUAUAAACACAAGCAAUGCAUGCGUUAUAGAGAGGCCACCGAGCCAAGCGAUAUCGCUUAUGCUUAUGUAUGGUUCCUUUUUGGUACUCUCUUAUGCUUAUCCAUUGUCUGGUGCAACUUGGCGGUUUCUAGAGCUUUGAGUAAAUUAAGUCGUCGCGCAAUUGCUCUUAGAAGAAUCUCCAAAGCUUCAUCGAGGGCGAAACCUUUGUUGGCCAUAGCUGGACCACCAAAUCCUUCGGAAAUGGUUGCUACGACUGAAGAAAGAGCAUUUGCAAGGCUUAUGGCUGUAUUGUCGAUAUCAUUUGUUAUCUGUUGGAUGCCACACAUGAUUUCUAUUCCAUUGGCUCAAUAUGCAAUGCGACCUCAAACUACGGGCAUUGAACGGAAAUGCAUUAGAAUCUUUCAGAUCAUAGCCGAUAUUUUAUUAUGUGUUCACUUCACCCUGGAUCCAUAUAUUUAUGUACUUUUAAGAAUGCCACGAAUUAAACCAAGAUUUCGAUUGUUGAAGCCCCUCUGUAGAAUCUGCUGGCCGAAUCAAAGCCGCUCCGACUCGUUUACAGGUACAGAUCAUCAAUUUAGUAGCGGUGAUCCACCCACGCCGAACACCGAGGCUCCAUCGACUCCAGUCAGUGAAGAGCACGAUUCACAUCUGGUUACAGCAUCCCUCUGAAAUCAACUUAUGCGAAUAAUCUUCCUGAAGCAAUUAAAUCAUGACGUAUUCUGCGUGUAAACAUUUAAAUUGUUUCAAAGCGAGAAGACAUUCGUUCAACUUUAUAUUGACUCCAUUCAUUUGUAUAAGGCAAAUGAAAGUGACGUUAAUUUUCCGUACAUAAAAUCAAAAUUUAACUAUUUGACGAAAAUUACACAAAAAAUAUAAUUUGUAAAUAAGAAUUAUAAUAAAUAAGAAAUAUAUGCGAAUAUGUUUGUUACAUAAGUUUCUAGUCAGUAACGACAUGCGUGAGAAUAAAUGGUAAAACGCGCAAUUAAUGGCGCUAACUAAAGUAAUGUAAUAGGCUAGAAAAGUAUUUUUUUAAUGCUAAAAAUGAAAAAUAUAAAAUGAAGAUAUGAACAAAUCCUGAAGGAUAUUGAAGUGAAAAUGUAGUUUACAAGAUAAAAAACACAUGUUCUUACAUUUAAAAGUUUAAAACAUGAAAUUAAAAAAAGAUAAUUCUAAAGAUUUAUUCCAAUUGCAUGUAUUUAAAAUAUUGAACAAUUUUGAAUGCAAGGUAUCAUAAAAGAGAAAUCUGUUCUAUAUUAUAUAUACUUCAAUACUCUAUAUUCCGUAUUGUGUGUACAAUAGCAACUUAGAGCGUAGGAAUGUGUAUUUGUAAACGACUUUAUUUUAAACGAAUAUCGUUAUUUGUACAUAAUAUCAUACAUACAUGUUAAUGUAUUUUGUGUAUACCGCGCGAUAACAUUUGCGCGUUUAACAACUUUUAAAUAAACGUUAAUCCGAAAUUAUCUAGA
Monomorium pharaonis (pharaoh ant) is the source of this 5938-nucleotide messenger RNA. Its product is annotated as prostaglandin E2 receptor EP2 subtype. Lineage: Eukaryota; Metazoa; Arthropoda; Insecta; Hymenoptera; Formicidae. The record is from RefSeq and is a predicted model, not a curated record. The coding region runs from base 3942 to 5141 and encodes 399 amino acids. Gene Ontology annotation, molecular function: G protein-coupled receptor activity. Gene Ontology annotation, cellular component: plasma membrane. Gene Ontology annotation, biological process: adenylate cyclase-activating G protein-coupled receptor signaling pathway; inflammatory response; positive regulation of cytosolic calcium ion concentration. The transcript is spliced from 7 exons.